This is a messenger RNA of Podospora pseudocomata, 1465 nucleotides long. RefSeq names its product mitotic spindle checkpoint protein Bub3 (gene BUB3). NCBI's taxonomy places the organism in Eukaryota, Fungi, Ascomycota, Sordariomycetes, Sordariales, Podosporaceae. Gene Ontology annotation, biological process: mitotic spindle assembly checkpoint signaling. Gene Ontology annotation, molecular function: ubiquitin binding. The transcript is spliced from 2 exons. The record is from RefSeq and is a predicted model, not a curated record. The coding region runs from base 186 to 1232 and encodes 348 amino acids. Gene Ontology annotation, cellular component: kinetochore; nucleoplasm; bub1-bub3 complex.
GAAAAUAAUAGCGGUGUGGGACGGCAGAAUAUGCCAAGGCUUGUUUACUGCCAUUGCCCCAGAGAUUGGUUGUCGCAUUGGAGCUCUUUCGCAACAGUUCCCAUCUGCGAGAGAGCUCCCAAACGGUGAUUGAUUGUUCAACAGGAUUCAGCUUUCCCACCACACAACGCAGAAAUCAGGACAAAAUGGCUCCUUCAACACAAUUCGAACUCCCCCAACCCCCCACCGACGCCGUCUCUUCCCUCGUCUUCUCCCCCGACUCCUCCCACCGCCUCCUCGUCUCCUCCUGGGACAAGCACGUCUACCUCUACCAACUCACCGAAGGCGAAGGCGACAACGCCAAUCUUCUCAACAAAUACGAGCAUCGCGCCCCCGUCUUAGACGUCUGCUUCGGCGAUGCCUCCAACAAUGAAGCCUACACCGCAGGCAUGGACCGACAAGUCAAGAAGAUCGACCUCACCUCUGGCGAGCAGACCGUCCUGUCGAAACACUCCGAGCCUGUCCGCUGCGUAGUUUACUCUUCCGCGCACAACCUCCUCGUCUCCGCUAGCUGGGACAACACCCUCCACGUCCACAAGCUUUCCGACCCGGGGUCGGACCCGUUGGUCAUCCCCCUUCCCGGGAAACCUCACGCCUUGUCAUCGUCCCCGACGAAGUUGGUGGUGGCUAUGACGGCGAGGUUGGUGCAUAUUUAUGAUUUGCCUACCUUGGCGGCUGCCACCAGUCCUCCCGCCCCAUGGCAGACGAGGGAGUCGUCGCUCAAGUUUUUGACGCGCGCGGUGGCGUGCAUGCCCAAUGAUGCUGGGUAUGCUACUUCCUCGAUUGAGGGGAGGGUGGCGGUGGAGUGGUUCGAGGACACGCCCGAAUCGCAGGCGAGGAAAUACGCGUUCAAGUGCCACCGGCAGGCCGCCCCGGAAGAAGAAGGUGGUGGGGAUAUUGUUUAUCCUGUCAACGCCCUCGCUUUCCACCCGGUAUACGGAACUUUUGCCUCUGGUGGUGGUGAUGGGACGGUCGCGCUUUGGGAUGCCGAGGCUAAGAGGAGGAUGAGGCAGUAUCAAAAGUUCCCCGAGGCGGUGGCGAGCUUGGGGUUCAGUGGGGAUGGGAAGUACCUCGCUAUUGGGGUUUGCCCUGGGUUUGAGACGGGGAUGGAGGAUUAUACCGGGCAGGGGAGGACAAGGGUGUUUGUGAGGGAGCUGGGGGAGACGGAGGCUAAGGGAAAGGGGACCAAAUAAGGAGCCCGUUUGUGGUCUACUAGGAGUCCGAGAUGACGAGAGGGAAGAUAUCUCUUGUUUUUUAAUGUUCCAGGCGUUUGGGAAUGGGAAUCAAGAGUUCGUGUUUUUUUCUGGUUUUUUUUGGUGCUGGCAAGAGUACAUAUUGAUGAUGACAAUGUAACAAAUAAAAAUAGCCAAGAAGAGCAAGGUCGCUGUCUGAUUAAUGGCCUAAAUAUGCAGGAUGAUGUUCAAGC